This is a messenger RNA of Armigeres subalbatus, 3288 nucleotides long. RefSeq lists its product as uncharacterized. Bases 130 to 3129 code for a protein of 999 amino acids. Gene Ontology annotation, molecular function: nucleic acid binding. Lineage: Eukaryota; Metazoa; Arthropoda; Insecta; Diptera; Culicidae. The transcript is spliced from 3 exons. The record is from RefSeq and is a predicted model, not a curated record.
UUUGCUUGUGGUUCAUUUUCAGUUUUGUUCCGUCUGAUAAAGCAUUUGCGCUGCGUCGGUUGCAUCCAGCAUGUAAUCAACUGAAUUUUGGUUUACUUUCUUUCAUCCAACCCAUCCAACAGCUCCAGUAUGGCCGACUACGAUCCACCGCCAGGAACAGCUUACGAUCCAGCAUGUCCGCUGGAUAGUGACGAUGAACAAAUUGGUGCCGAUGACUUCACAUCCAAUCCAUUAGCAACAAGUGCCUCAAACUAUUCAAAUAACGGUAACGAGCGAAGCACAGCGUCUACCAAAAGAAGCGUUUUAAGCACACAGCAAAUUCCAUUGAAACGCGCCAAAAAGACCAGAUGGUCCGGUCCAGUUCAGUGCGUCACUCCGAUUCAACGACCUGCUCAGGUCCAGUAUCCUACUCCGGUUCCGUAUCCUAUUGCUCCGAUUCAGAAUAUCGCUGCUCUGGUUCAAUAUCCUGCUACUCGAGCUCAUCCUGCUGCUCCGAUUCAGUAUCCCGCUGCUCCAGCUCAGUAUACCGCUGCUCAAGCUCAGUAUCCUGCUGCUCCAGCUCAGUAUCCUGCUGCUCCAGCUCAGUAUCCCGCUGCUCCGGUUCAGUGUCCUGCUGCUCCAGCUCAGUAUCCUGCUGCUCCAGCUCAGUAUCCUGCUGCUCCAGCUCAGUAUCCUGCUGCUCCAGCUCAGUAUCCUGCUGCUCCAGCUCAGUAUCCUGCUGCUCCAGCUCAGUAUCCUGCUGCUCCAGCUCAGUAUCCUGCUGCUCCAGCUCAGUAUCCCGCUGCUCCGGUUCAGUAUCCCGCUGCUCCGGUUCAGUGCCCCGCUGCUCCAGUUCAGUAUCCCGCUGCUCCAUUUCAGUGCCCUACUUCAGUUCAGUUCCCUGCUCCGGUUCAGAGUCCCGCAUCGAAUCCACCUGAGGAAGUUUUCUGUGCAAGGGCCUAUUCCAGAACAGAUUUGUACCCCACCGAACUGGAUCCAAAAUGCUAUCCAGCCUGGACACUAUCACCCUACUGGCCAAUUUAUGUAUCCAAUUUUCGACUGAACAGCUUGGAUAUGGCCGAUAGAAAUGCUCAAAUUUCCACUUACUUUGCUAGCAAAGGACUUCUCAGUAGAAUGAUUUACAUUCGGGAAAACGAUGAUCCUUUCUUCGAGACUCAUCAGUCUAAAACGCUACUUUUGGACAUGCUCGUUUAUUUCACAAGUAAAGAAGACGCCGAACGGGCAAUUCGAUGCUGCGAUAAGACGACAUACUACGGACAUGUGUUGAAUGUUUACCCUGGAAGAUCUCCAGAGUAUUUUGAUCCCAGUCGAACGGUACGGUUCCAAAUUCCGGAAGAAUAUUCCGUCGAGCAUACGGAAACCCCAACGGAGCUUGGUUUCAAAUGCAGAGGCCCGGGCAAUAUCUCCACAAUAGUCAAGCAUUCCGUAACUGAGCUGUUUGUUGAAUUUGAAGACGAGUAUUCCAUGAACCUUGCUGUUACACAAUGCCUCCUAUGGAUACCCUCACGUCCCGGGCCCCGUCUUGUCCGAAAGCAACGUUUUCUGGAGCAGGACUGCAAAUACGAAAUGAUGUUCUUCAUCCAGCAGAAUUCCGGCUUCAUCGAUCAACUGCCACCGGAAAAUGUGCUACAGUGUUUACUAAGCGGGAAAUUACCGAGGGUGCAGAACGAUUGGGAUGGCUGGACAUUCCCGAGAGAACUACCCGACGCAACUCGUGAUUCAAUCUACCGUGAUAAAAUGCGGCGGAAGCAAGAUUUGAAGGAUAAGAAUGCCGAAACCGAUGAAUUGCCUGAAAGCCACAUAGAGAAGGUAACACGUCAGAAGGAAAUAUUUUUCUACAGCAACAUCCAACCAGUCCAAAUGCCGCUGAAAAAGAAAAACUUCAGUGUGAAUCGUGAUGCUGUCUACCGAGAACGAAUGAAAAAAGUGGAUGAGAAGCAAAAGUCGUUUGAACAGAAGCUGAACAUGAUUGUUAUGCCGCAGAAUUCUAUGAGUUGUGAGACUACACUGACUCAGAAUCAAAGGGUUACUCCUUUAACCAAAGCUCGAAACGCAUUUGGUAGUGCUGAUAAAAAGGAAAGGCUGUUCGAAAAGAAGAAGAAACUAUUUUUAACCAAAAAGAAACAACUUUUAACGCAGGAAGAAUUGCCAACUCUUGCCUUUCGGAAUAAGCUGUUCUUCGAACUGCUCAUAUUGGAAAGAUUCCUUGGAAAACUGAAAGGCCAAAUCAAAGGGCUCCAGUUCGAUGAACUCCGGACAGGUGUUAUACCGGCGAUAAUCAAUACGGGUUUACGAGCAAGCCUCUCCAAGUACUACACCUUUCCUCCGACCAAAUUGAAUCUCUCUGACGUGCAGGAACCAUUGGAUACGUUGACGCCAGUUUUUGUGUCCAACUUCUUCGUUCAAGAUCUGGACCCGAAGCUUCGAAACCAGCAAAUCAAGAACUUUUUCGCAGCAAAAGACUUAUCCGUGUAUAUGGUCUAUCUGGAUGAAAAAGAUGAGUUCUACAACUCCUACUUAAAACAUGUCAAGCUGUUGGACAUGUUGGUAUAUUUCUCCACCAUAAAAGAGGCUAGCCAAGCCAUCCACUGUUUCAAAGGAUCUAUGCAUCAUGGGCAUAAGUUGAGUGUUUUCUCUGGACGGAAGGACAUUUACUUCGUACCUGAUAGAACAGUAAACCUGAAGUUGGAUGGAGACCCAAACGUUGCAGAAAAAGCAAUCGAACAAUUUUUGUCAUCUGCCGAUGUUCCACUGGAAGACCUCAACAUUGUAAUGCGAUAUCCUGGCAAAGCCUUAUUCACGUUCGCCCAAAAAAAACAAGCGAAAAGCAUAGCACAGCUUGGGUUGUCUGCAACGUUGGUAACAAAACCGAUGCCGAGGAGGCAACGGUAUACCGAAAGCGACGUGAAAUCCGAUCUCCUGCAGAGGAUUCUGCACGACGCCGCUUUCCUGGAGCAUCAACCAACGGCAGUGGAUGAACUGAAGGGCUUAUUUGCGGUCAAAUCGAUAGAUUCUGAGCAGAUAGUCUGGGAGGGUGAGUAUCACAAGCGAAAGGAAUUGAAUGACCAAGUCAGUAAAGUGUUGAUUGAGUGGAAAAAACUACAAAUUAAUCGGCUGAAAUUGUCAUAAAACUGAGCGAAGCGGGUUUGAAUACGAUUGGAAUAUUUAAUGAGUAAAACUUCAGUCGUUUCGUUCUAAUAUAAUCCGAGCAGGCUCGGAGUAAAUACAAGAUGAAAAACUAGUAAGCAGUGUUUAGAUUUUGAUUCUACUACUUCUAUAUUGUCUAUC